Juglans microcarpa x Juglans regia is the source of this 1867-nucleotide messenger RNA. Its product is annotated as serine/threonine-protein kinase SAPK7. Gene Ontology annotation, biological process: intracellular signal transduction; protein phosphorylation. Lineage: Eukaryota; Viridiplantae; Streptophyta; Magnoliopsida; Fagales; Juglandaceae. Gene Ontology annotation, molecular function: ATP binding; protein serine/threonine kinase activity. Bases 582 to 1649 code for a protein of 355 amino acids. The record is from RefSeq and is a predicted model, not a curated record. The transcript has 9 exons.
UCGAGAAAAAGUCUGUGCCGACUCUUUUGUUUACGGACAUGACCUGAAAGCAGUAAAACGUAAAAUGGUAAUGCGAGAAAGAUUGCUGGUUAGCUUGUGAAAAAGGCAUCAAAAAGUCAAAUUGACUCCGCGUUGUGUCAUCUCCUAGCGCAAAGGCGUUUUUAAAGAUCCAAUAGCAAACAACUCAUGAAUUUAAAUAUAUAUAAACGAAGAAAAAGACGGAUGCAUGGUAUGGAUUCAGUAAUGGAGUUGCAGUGAUUGGAUUCAAGAUGGUCAUGGAUUCCCAUACUCAUUAACCCCAUUUUUCUAACGCCUCCUCCACGUGCAUACUUCAGCUCCCUCCUGAAUUCACUUCCACUAUCCUUAAAUAUAUAUAAACUAAGGAUUUGGAUCCAAUCCCACACUCUCCUUGUACACAGACGCAAUCACAGACAGUAGUAAUCCUCCCAAGGUUUCAGUUUCCUUUCCUAUGUGCAUGCAAGAACUGAUCGAGGCUGUGAAAGUAGUUGCAUGCAUAGUUAAUCGUUGGGAUCGUUUUUGAUGUAGUUGUUGAAGCAGCGGUCAAUAAAUAUUCUGGGAAGAUGGAAAAGUACGAGAUCGUGAAGAACUUGGGAGCUGGGAAUUUUGUGGUGGCAAGACUCUUGAGGAACAAGGAGACUAAGGAGCUCGUCGCUAUGAAAUACAUCGAGCGCGGCCAAAAGAUUGAUGAGAAUGUGGCGAGAGAGAUUAUCAACCACAGAUCGCUUCGGCAUCCCAACAUAAUCCGUUUCAAGGAGGUGGUUUUGACACCGACAGAUUUGGCGAUUGUGAUGGAAUAUGCAUCCGGCGGAGAGCUCUUUGAACGAAUCUGCAAUGCCGGCAGAUUCAGUGAAGAUGAGGCUAGAUAUUUCUUUCAGCAGCUGAUCUCUGGUGUCCAUUAUUGCCAUUCCAUGCAAAUAUGCCAUAGAGAUUUGAAGCUGGAAAACACACUUUUAGAUGGAAGCCCUGCGCCACGGCUCAAAAUUUGUGAUUUUGGUUAUUCCAAGUCAUCCAUCCUGCAUUCAAGACCCAAAUCCACAGUUGGGACUCCUGCAUAUAUUGCACCAGAAGUUCUUUCUAGAAGAGAGUAUGAUGGCAAGUCGGCAGAUGUAUGGUCAUGUGGAGUAACUCUCUAUGUCAUGUUGGUGGGAGCAUACCCUUUUGAAGACCAAGAUGACCCCAGGAAUUUCAGAAAAACAAUUCAAAAAAUAAUGGCUGUUCAGUACAAAAUCCCAGACUAUGUUCACAUAUCUCAAGAUUGCAGGCAUCUUCUCUCUCGGAUAUUCGUUGCAAGUCCAUCGAGGAGAAUUACAAUCAAAGAAAUCAAGAACCAUCCAUGGUUUCUAAAGAACUUGCCAAGGGAGCUAACAGAGUCUGCUCAAGCUAUCUAUUACCAGAGAGACAAUCCUAGCUUUUCUCUUCAAAGUGUGGAUGAUAUAAUGAAAAUUGUAUCAGAGGCGAGAAAGCCACCCCCAUCAUCUAAGCCUAUUGGGCGCUUUUGCUGGGGAGCAGAAGAUGAAGAAGGUAAUCAAAACAUAGAUGCAGAAGUGGAGGAAGAAGAGGACGAAGAAGACGAGUAUGACAAGAGGGUCAAAGAAGUUCAUGCUAGUGGAGAAUUUCAUGUCAGUUAAGCAGUAUCAUCCUUCUCUAGCCAUAAGAUAAGUGUUUAAAGUUGUGAAAGUAGCAUUCACCAAUGUGUAUAUAUAAUAUUUAAUAAGUAAUGCUCCAAUCUCAAAAAAAAAAAAAAAAUUGUGGAUUUGAAAGUACUAGACCUCGUGUUCUAAUUUGUGUGGCACUUUGCAUGUAAUGUACUAUUUGUUUCCUGAAUGAAAAAAUGGUUGUCUUGUUA